This is a messenger RNA of Striga hermonthica, 183 nucleotides long. The record is from the annotation of a GenBank genome assembly. NCBI's taxonomy places the organism in Eukaryota, Viridiplantae, Streptophyta, Magnoliopsida, Lamiales, Orobanchaceae.
CUUCUUUACUACCGGCAUUCUCAUUAUUAUAGUAAAGGUGUGGUUGUCUAAGCAGUUUGAUAUGAAGGACUUAGGAGAAGCAGGACACAUUCUUGGUAUUAAGGUCGUUCGAGACCGUAAGAAGAGAAUGUUGUGCUUAUCCCAGUCAUCAUACAUAGAAACUGUAUUGGCUAGGUUCAGCAU